UUGAAAGAAAUGUUGCACUCUAUCACCUCACAAGAUGGAGAAAGGACAAAGAUGCCAAUGACCAGGAUUUCAAACUGACAGCCCACGAACACGCUCUAUAAACAAACAUGGCCGCCUCUCAUCGAACAGAUAACUAAAAACAGUUCAUACUACAACUAUGGAUUGGGGCAUCUUGGGGGCACUGAGCAAGCAGGGUGUAAAAGGUGAAAGAAUAUGGCUACACCAUUUUCGAGGAGAAUGUUGCAUCAGGAUAAAAAGUCAAAUUUUUUCCCAUUUUUGUUUGCCAUGCCCAUGAUGAGAAGUGUUUAGAACAAAAGGAAAAAUCAGCUUUAAAGGCUCGUCAUAAUGUCAUGAUACCAAGCAAUUGUUAAGACAUUUGUUUAGUUUUGCAAUAUAUUUAUGGGAAAUCCAUAUUUUAGAUAAUUUCAUUCUUGUUUUAAAUCUGUUCCUUGUAUCAAGUUGUCAUUUCAAAUAUUUGUGAUAUAUGAAAUUCCAUAUUCUUUUUUGCAUAGGUUUCUUUGAAAAAUGCUGAUAGAUAUAUUUUCAUCAUAAAAAAUUUAAAUAUAAGUUAAAACCCACAAUGUCAUUCAACGCAGGAGAGGAACUUUACUUAUGCACGGUAUGUGGAAAGAAAUUCCGUCGAAAAAGCUGUCUUAAAAUGCACUCAAGAAUACAUGGUGCAAAGAAAUCUUGUUUCUGUGUGAUGUGUGCUGAAACCAACAAGCGUAAUAAUGGCUCUAGUAAAAAGCUACACAAUAUAAAGAAAAUGCGAAAGACUCAGCUCUCAGACUGUAAGAACAUUACUGCAAAUGGUAAGUCUGCAAGUAAAAAAGCUGGUUUAGCAACGGAGCAGCAAGGUUUGGUAGCAAAUAAACUUGUAACAAAAGAUAAGCAUGCUCUGAUAAAUAUUGGCUGUGUUUCACCAAGUAGAAAAUCUAACUCUUCAAAUGCAAGAUCUGUUUCUUUGAAUAAUAAGUCAGUUCUGGUCACUGGAAAGUCUGUCUCCUCAAAUAGCAACUCAAAUUCAUCAAGUGGGAAAUCAAUCUUAGUCAGAGGAAAGAUAACUGAAAAGGCUGUUCUAUCAAGCAGAAAGGCAGCUUCAGGAAGUGAUAGGGGUACCAUCAAAGGUAAAAAGAAUGCAAUACCCAAUGGAACACUUAUUUUGGAAAACUUAACGACAAACAAUGGUGAUAGCAAUCCACUUAUGACAAAUUUUAGAGACAGUUUCAAAUGGUUUUGUACAAGAUCUGCAUCUAAAAGUUUUCAGAAAGUUAGUAAUCAGUCAGUCGUAAACAUGAGUAACAUAACUAGUAAUAAUGAUAUGAAUAACAAAAUAAUUGAAAGUAGAGAUGCUAUGAAGAAUAAUAUAAGAAAAGAACCAUGUAAUAACCAGUGUAAAUGUAAAAUAUGUGGUAAAUCCUGUGGUUGUGAUAGUAUUUUAAAAGAUCAUAUGAUUGUGCACUUGGAUAAGAAACUUUGU
This is a messenger RNA of Penaeus monodon (black tiger shrimp), 1480 nucleotides long. RefSeq names its product zinc finger protein 107-like. The record is from RefSeq and is a predicted model, not a curated record. Lineage: Eukaryota; Metazoa; Arthropoda; Malacostraca; Decapoda; Penaeidae.